CGUCGAUCCGAUGAUGAUUUAGAAUGUAGGUAUUUAUAUAUAAAAACAAAAGCACCCAUCAAUCCAGAAUUUGCAAUCGCUCUUUCUCCGAUAAUGGCAAGUGGAACUGGUGAGGUUUCAAAGAAGCUGAAGCUCUAUUCCUAUUGGCGGAGCUCUUGUUCUUGCCGCGUUCGAAUCGCUCUCAAAUUAAAAGGGCUAGAUUAUGAGUAUAUCGCAAUUAACUUGCUCAAAGGGGACCAGAAAUCUCCAGAGUUUUUGAAGCUUAAUCCACUUGGAUAUGUGCCAGUACUUGUGGAUGGUGAAUUUGUAGUUGCAGACUCUUUUGCUAUAUUACUGUAUCUAGAAGAGAAGUAUCCUCAGCACCCAUUGUUGCCAAAAGAUCUUCAGAAAAGGGCUCUCAAUUACCAGGCUGCAAAUUUGAUUUCUGCAAACAUACAACCUCUCCAGAAUUUACCUGUCCUCGGCUAUAUUCAAGAAAAACUUGGUCCUGACGAGAAAAUUCCUUGGGGUCAAACUCAUAUACGAAAAGGCUUUGCUGCUCUGGAGAAGCUAUUAGAAAAUUACGCUGGAAAAUAUGCCACGGGGAAUGAAGUUUUCCUGGCUGAUUUGUUUCUGGCACCCCAGAUUGAUGGUGCAGUCAGAAGAUUCAAUGUUGACAUGGUGCAUUUAUCAACAUAUCUGUAUAUGUAUAUGAUAAUUUACCAUCAAUAAGUUGAACCUCAAUAUGUGGGCAGAGUGA
Messenger RNA from Olea europaea var. sylvestris, 739 nucleotides. Its product is annotated as glutathione S-transferase 2-like. Gene Ontology annotation, cellular component: cytoplasm. The coding region runs from base 94 to 711 and encodes 205 amino acids. NCBI's taxonomy places the organism in Eukaryota, Viridiplantae, Streptophyta, Magnoliopsida, Lamiales, Oleaceae. The transcript has 10 exons. Gene Ontology annotation, biological process: L-phenylalanine catabolic process; glutathione metabolic process. The record is from RefSeq and is a predicted model, not a curated record. Gene Ontology annotation, molecular function: glutathione transferase activity; maleylacetoacetate isomerase activity.